Molecule: messenger RNA, 4222 nt
Organism: Poecilia latipinna (sailfin molly)
Lineage: Eukaryota; Metazoa; Chordata; Actinopteri; Cyprinodontiformes; Poeciliidae
Gene: gzf1
Product: GDNF-inducible zinc finger protein 1
Exons: 8
Coding region: 418-2871 (817 amino acids)
Biological process (GO): regulation of transcription by RNA polymerase II
Molecular function (GO): RNA polymerase II cis-regulatory region sequence-specific DNA binding; DNA-binding transcription factor activity; protein binding
Source: RefSeq, a predicted model, not a curated record
UUAGUCGGUGUUUCUCAACCCAAUCCCCGUCCAGCACGGUUAAAAACGAGUAGUACUGAAACAAAAUGCAUUCACGUAAAAGAAACGCCAAAUUUCUGCAUAAUAAUUAAUUCGACACAGGGCCAAACAAAGAUGAUUCGCCGUGUAUCGCUAAUUAUUACACGCGCUCGUUUUAUUCCGGUUACGUAACGCCGUCAUCGUGGUCGAUAUAUUUUAAAAUCAAACGAAGGAAGCUUUUGUAGUCGGUAUUUCACAGGUUAAACGGAGGACUAAUCCAAAACCAGCGACUAUGCCACCGGAUGUCACUGCUGUGAAAAGCCUGGAAGCGGUCUUUGUGAGGGACUUGAGCAGGAAGUGCCUUCCGCUGUGGAAGUGAAGGGCUGCCAUUUUACCGAGCUUACGCACCAGAAGUGAUAAAUGGGGAUCAAGGUGAUCCAGCUCACCUCAAAGUCUCACCAUGAAAACCUUCUGGCUUCCCUGCAUCAAAUGAGGAUGCAGGGGCAACUGUGUGACGUAACGAUCCAAGUGAACUACCAGGAAGAGGUAGAGGAGUUUCAAGCCCACCAGCUGAUUCUGGCUGCGUCCAGCGGGUAUUUUCAGAAGAUUCUCCUCUCUCAGGACGCAAACCGGGCUAAGUUACAGCUCUCAAACAUGCACUCGAGUGACUUCUCAAAGUACCUGGAGUUCGUCUACACAGGUAAGAUAGAGGUUGCCAGGAAUAAGAUCGGCGAUGUUCAAGAAGUGGCGCGACUACUGGAUUGCGAGGGCCUGUCGGUGGUUUGCAGCGACGCCUUGAGCGCUGGAGUUCUGGAAAGGCCCAAAAGUAAAACCUGCGACUCCAAAGUCAAAGAUGGAGGAGGAGAAUUACCCGGCGCUGAAAAGGUCGAUGCAAAGAAGCAACCUCUUGAGCGGCAGCUUUCGUCGCAGAGCCCCAAGAAACAGGACCGUAAAAGGAAGCUGAAGGUGAAAACCUUUCAAAGGAAAACAACCAACCAAGUAAAAAAGUUGAAACUGAAGCUGGCAGGCCGUAAGGUGCUCCAGAGGCGCUUGCGUUACUCUUUGAAAGGUGAUCCUAAAGAUAAAAACCAAGCGAAUGAAUCUGAGGACAGAACCGGAGAAGAUUCUGAACCAGAGAACGAAGAAGACUUGAGCGAGGAACAGGAGAAUAUCGAGAGCAGAGCCUCAGAUAACCUGGACUUUGAGGAAGACGCACAGAGUAACGACCCUCAAGACUCUUUGUAUGUGGACGAAGAGGAGGAGGAGGACGACGAAGAUGAGGAAGGACAGUCUGAGGAGGAAGUUAAAAGGAUAUCCAAGGCCCAGUUCAGCUGUAACAAGUGCCAGCGGACUUUCCAUUAUGAGAAAAGCUACUUGAAGCACAUCAGCACAUACCACGGAGUGAAAGCCCACGUCAUCCACCGCUGUGAGACUUGCAUGCAGACCUUCGCCAACAGCAGCAAUCUGAAGAUCCACGAGAAGCACGUCCACAGCAACGAGAGGCUCUUCGCCUGCGACUCCUGCAGCAAGACCUUCAAACGGAAGAAGGACGUCGUCCGCCAUAAACGACAGGUACAUGAAAGGAACAUGAGGCACGUGUGCGCCGAAUGCGGGAAGUCCCUCAGCUCCAGAGCGGCCUUGUUGCUUCACGAGAGGACGCACACGGGCUUGAAGCCCUACGAGUGCACCGUCUGCGGGGCCAAGUUUACCCAGAACUCUGCGCUCAAGAUGCAUCACAGGACACAUACAGGAGAGAAGCCCUAUGCAUGUGACUUGUGUGACUCCCGGUUCUCUCAAAGGCACAUGUUGGCCUAUCACAAGAGAUCACACACAGGGGAAAAACCUUUCAUGUGUGAAUCCUGUGGUAAAAGCUUUGCAUCCAAGGAGUACCUGAGACAUCACUCCAACAUCCACACAGGCUCCAAGCCGUACAAGUGUGAGCACUGCGGCAGAGGCUUCGCCCAGAGGAACUCUCUCAACCAGCAUUUGAAAAUUCACACGGGCGAGCGUCCGUACAGCUGCAAGUCCUGUGAUAAGCACUUCACUCAGCUCAAUGCGCUGCAGAGGCACCAGCGGAUCCAUACGGGAGAGAAGCCCUACAUGUGUGGCCUCUGUAAACGCACCUUUACUGACAAGUCCACCCUGCGCAGGCACACUAUGAUCCAUGGCUCGGAUGUGCCGUGGAAGACCUACCUGGUUGUGCUGGAGGGAAACGUGGAGGAGAAGAAGCCCAAGUCUCCUACAAAAGAAAAGGGAGGAUCGGAGGAGAAAAGGAGCACGGCCAGCAAAAGCUCUUCCUCCCCGGUUCCCACCGUUCACGCCGUUGACGAUGCGGACAAAAGCAGCACAGAAACCGUGGUGGUUCCGACUGAGCCGGUGACUCUCCCAGCUGACUGGGCCAGGCACGGAGCCAUCACUCUGGUCAGCCACGGCGGCGUCGGCGCCAUCGCCGUCAUCCACACCGAGGUCCCGCCGGGGACGCAGAUCCAGCCCAUCGGCACAAGCGCCAUCACGUUAGAUGGUUCGGCCAUCGCCGUGCCCUUUUCCAUCCCGGUGUCCGUAGCUCAGACGUUGUCCUCUGAAGCUCCGUCCAGCUCUCUGUCUGUUCCCACACUCUCCGUCCCCGUUUCUGAGACCUUGCUGGCGUCAGACAUCUCCACGACGUCUCUGCUGGAAGCGGCUGCUGCACAGGCGGUUCUAGCUCCACCUUCGGAAAACAAUCCAACCUCCGAGAGCGACAAGAUGCACCCAGACAUAGAGACUGUGAUUGUUGGGGAGGGGCUUCAUGGAAAAGAACAGGAACAACUCCUGGACGAUGGACAGAACAAGACGGCAGAUGAAGCAGAAACCACCAAAGACCAAAGCUCUGUGUAGAAGAAUCUUUCUUUGUGCUGUGGUUAAAGAUUUUGCGGCAUUAUGACAUAAAGGCUCAUGUAAAGAUUUUGGUGUCAUUUAAAAUCAAUGUUGUACUGAUAACAGCAGUGCUUCAUUUCAAUUUAUUCUUACUACUAUGCAUCAGACUGUGUAAUAGUUGUCAGGUAGCAGGUGACGCUUUGUUUUUUUUUUUUUUUUUGGUCCUGGUUUAUUUUCCCUUUGUGCAAGCUUUUACCCGUUUUGUACAUGUACUUUACCAUUUCAUCUCUUCUUAUUCUCAUAUCUUACCCAUGCACUUAAGUAUUUUAGUAAAUUAUGACGAUGCAUAUUUAAAAUCGCUUGCAUUUCAUUUAUAUACAAUUUAAUUGUGAGAGCUUGCAUAACAAUUUAGCCCCAACAUUCAAGGCGAUGAAGAGUGUGGUAUUGAGAGCAACUAAAAUGUCUGGAUUUACAAAAAAUAAAUAAAAAUAAACAGGUGAUUGACAUGUAAGCUCACAAACGCCACGGCAUUGAACUUAAUCUUUAUUAUUCUUAAUUUUAACAGGCAUACAUUUCAUAUCCACAGCCUAUUGUUGUUCCACAUGGAAGAAGGUAAAUACAGAGUUUCUGCUUCUUUUUCUGUUCCAUUUGUAAAAACUUUGGUUUCGCUAACACUAGUGAAUGUACACAACACAAUGACAUGCUAAGCAACCGGCUGCUUGGAAGGUGCACUACAUCAAAAUACACAUUCAAGUGACAUAAGGAGGAAGGGGCCUCGUGCCGGUGCUCUUUAUUUAAGAGUAAAGAAUGCGUUUUACAUUCAAACUAUACAUCUUACAGGUGCAAACAAAGUCUCGCCACGGCAAACACAUCCUAGAGUUUUAAGAAAAAAAAUAAUAAAAUCAUGAUUUCAUUUAUUCAGAUACAAAUAUAUAACAGUCAAAACUUGUGCAUAUCAUUGCCAAGUUUCAAGAGAAGGGAUGGGGGGGGGGAUGGAAACGGCUUCGAUGCAUUACUCAGUACUGAGAGCGUGGGUUUGAUCGUCUCCUCUAGCGCUAUGCAACAAAGGAUUCCUGAAAAUGAUCACAAACUGGCCCGUUGCGUAAAUCAAACAGGUUUGCACGCCGACAUGGAUUUAAAAUACAAAAAAGCCUCGUCCGACUAAGAAAGAAACGGUAGAAAACAUGCAGAGCCUCUCGGUACUAGCGUCAGAUUCUGAAACCCCCUUCAGGAGGAUAUAAGCUGAGAAAGGUAUGCAGCAAUCCUCUGUUCAGAGGUGAGGGCGAGAGGAUUUACAUUCUGACUGGAUUUGGAUAAGCUGGUAACAAAAACAACAUGUAGCGCUUCUUAUAACAGUGAGCAUUGGAAAAGU